This is a messenger RNA of Emiliania huxleyi CCMP1516, 1461 nucleotides long. RefSeq lists its product as hypothetical. Gene Ontology annotation, biological process: NADPH regeneration. The transcript has 12 exons. The record is from RefSeq and is a predicted model, not a curated record. Gene Ontology annotation, cellular component: cytoplasm. Gene Ontology annotation, molecular function: oxidoreductase activity; calcium ion binding; nucleotide binding. The coding region runs from base 1 to 1461 and encodes 486 amino acids. NCBI's taxonomy places the organism in Eukaryota, Haptophyta, Isochrysidales, Noelaerhabdaceae.
AUGGUGGACGACAACCCCAUCGGCGUCGGCAUUAUUGGCGCGGGCCGGAUCGGGCUCGUGCACCUCGAGGCGCUGUCGUCGUGCCCCGACGCGCGGCCGGUGAUCAUCUCCAACCCGACGCUGUCCAAGGCCAAGGCAGCCGCCGAGACCUACCCCGGCAUGGCGUGGACCAGCGACGACACGGAGGUCAUCAACCACCCCGACGUCGACGCGGCGGUCAACCUCUGCCGCGCCAAGGGCGUGAAGCUGAUGACGGCGCUGCAGCGGCGGUUCGACCCGAACUUCUCCCGCGUCAAGCGCUCUAUCGCCGAGGGCACCAUCGGCGAGACGAUCGUGGUGAAGCUCUGCUCGCGCGACCCCGCGCCGCCGCCGCUCAAGUACGUGCAGGGCGGCGGCGGCAUCUUCAAGGACAUGGCGAUCCACGACCUCGAGCUGGCGCCUGCCCGGGCGAUCCACGACCUCGACAUGGCCCGCUUCCUGAUGGCGUCGGAGCCCGUCGCCGUCCUCGCCUCGGGGUCGUGCCAGGCGACACACGCUUGCGGGACAUGCGUGCGGGACAACGGCGGCACUUUUGCGGCGCACACUUGCGGUGCACAGGCGCACACUUGCGGUGCACAGGCGCACAAUUGCGGUGCACAGGCGCACACUUGCGGUGCACAGGCGCACACUUGCGGUGCACAGGCGCACACUUGUUGUGGUGCACACGGCACACUUGCGGCGUUCGACACGGCCAACGUCAUGGUUCGCUUCGCAAACGGCAAGGACGCGAUCAUCGACGCGCCGUACGGGUACGACCAGCGCGCCGAGGCGGCGCGCUUCCGCCCCAGUCCUCCACUGCCCGUGAGCCAAUCGUGGGUCGUGACAGGCCACGCCGACAUGCCGUACGACUUCUUCAUGUCGCGCUACAAGGAGGCGUACAAGCAGGAGACGCUCGCCUUCGUGCGGGCGCUGCGGCGGGACGAGCCAGCGCCGUGCUCCGGCCGCGACGGGCUGGUGGCGCUGAUCAUGGCCAUCGGGGCGGGCAUCUCUGCAGAGGAAGGGCGGUGGGUCCGGUUCGAGGAGGUGCUGCAGCGCGAGGGCAUCGGAGGCAUGAGGGUGUCGGAGGAGGGGGGCGAGACGGCAGGCGGCGGCGCCGGCUGGAUCAGCACCAUGCUCGGAUCGGCGAACCCGCGCAAGGAGGACGACCUGCGCGAGAUCUUCCUGCUCUUCGACACGGACGACGACGACUUGCUCACCGAGAAGGAGGUUGGCGAGGCGACCAAGCUGCUGUGCAAGGACGGCGCGUGCCCCAUCUACACCGCGGAGGAGGUGCACAGCAUGGUGCGGGGCGUCGACUCGGACCGCGACGGGCGGAUCACCUUCGACGAGUUCCUCGCGCUGUGGCGCAGGGCCGGCAACAUCGAGGGCGCCGCCGAGGAGGCGAACCCGUUCGCCAAGCUGCUCGCGCCGCUCCUGAAGUGA